UGUCCAUCUUAAGGUGCAGAGCGCGGUGUGCGCCUCACGUGUGUGGGCCGUCUCUCUCUCACAUGACGUGUUUGUUCCCGUGAUCAGCGCUUCCAUCUGUGCGCGCGACAGCGAGCAUCGCUUUCCCGCUAACCCUGAUGGAUAUGCUCGACCGGAGCCUGGACAACACACGCCAAGACGAGCAAGCGGAGGAGGCGGGCCGGAUAUCUGAAGACGGAACAGGAGGAGAAGAGCAGACAGCUGUUACAAUAGCCAGUGUUCAGCAGGCUUCAGCAUUCGGAGACCACAACAUCCAGUAUCAGUUUCGCACUGAGGGUGGGCAGGUUACGUACCGUGUUGUCCAGGUGACUGACCAGCAGCUGGAAAGCAGAGACGAUGGAGCGGUGAGUGUGGUGUCCACAGCUUCCUUCACUGGCGCUCCACAGGCAGUGGCUCAGGCUGUCAUCCAGAACCCAUUCAGCAAUGGAGGAAGCCCAGCAGGAGAGGCAGUGGGUGGGGAGACGCGCUUCGCCUACUUCCCCGCAACAGCGGUGAGCGACGGGACUGUGUCUGUGCAGGCCACCGCGGACCCCACACUCACACAGGCAGGGGGUCAGUUUUAUGUGAUGAUGACGCCGCCUGAUGUCAUUCAGACAGGCUCACCGCGAACAAUAGCCCCACGUACCCAACCCUACCCUGCGAAAAUGGAUGGACCUCGAACGCCCAGAGAUGAAAGAAGGAGAGCGCAACAUAAUGAAGUUGAGAGGCGGCGAAGAGACAAGAUCAACAACUGGAUUGUCACCCUUUCCAAGAUCAUCCCCGAUUGCAAUAUGGACAGCACCAAAACAGGGGCAAGCAAAGGUGGCAUCCUGUCCAAAGCUUGUGACUAUAUCCGUGAGUUGAGGCAGAGCAACCAGCGGUUGCAGGAGAGUCUGAAGGAGGUAGAGAGGAUACAGGUUGACAACGAGCUGUGCAGACAACAGAUUGAGGAGCUGAAGAAUGAGAAUGCCUUGCUCCGAACACAACUCCAGCAGCAUGGCAUUGAGAUGGUUGGAGAGACGCCGCCACAAUGAAAGUGAUGAGAAAACGAGGAGGAGGGAGGAGCACACCAACGUUCUGACACAUCAUUGACUCUGUGGAAAAGAUGUAUGGGGCAGAUACAAAAAAAAAAAAAAAAUGGUGAGAGAUUCGACGCGUAUUUAGAAUCGCUUUGGUGUUCUGCUCGGACGUGUUCUUCCUGGGGCCCGCAGGCUGUGUUCAGGAAACUCUCAGCAGCUAUUUUCCGCUGCAGUUGACUGUUUAAAUCCCAUUGCGAUAACCACCCGUUAGAAUCGUACUCAAGGAAAACAAGACCACUCAGCACCACCAGCAGAGUUCUUUACAAGCACAAGGAAAUAAAACAAGCCUCUGCUGAACUCUUCCUCAGUUCCGUGUUGAUGUAGCUGCACCCAUGGACGAUGAGGCUGACUGGUCAUUGUCUGACACCCCCCCCCCCCCCCCGAUCUUUCAGUUAGUUCAUGCUUUUACUCUGCUGUGUGUGCGUGUGUGCAUUUUUGAGUUGUGUAACAAUUUAAUUGAUUUGAACUUUUGUUUUAAUUUAUUAGUCCACUUGAUGAAGGCUUGAUGGAGACCAGUUACAGUUCAGGUUCUGUAUCCUAGAGAAAUGGAUUUAGCUGCAAAUUGAAAACCGCAGAUGGUGCAAACCGCUGAGAUUCUUCUCAGUGGGAAGUGGCGUCUUUGGUUUAAUCCAGGUGACACAAACUGCUCCUGUAUUCCACGCCUGUGGGAGUAAGCUGUAUGUUAAGACACUGCUGCAGCUCAUGGUCUGGCCUCCCAUGUAUCAGCACACGUGUUGCCAGAGUUUUGAGACGUCAGCAGUUCUCGGUAGUAGAGGAAUAGUAAGAACUUGUUAAUUCUAUACCGACGUUUUGUCCCAACAGUCGGCGUGAAGUGUACACAAUCGUAAAGCUUGUUUAGAGAUGCUGUAGUCUGCCUGGAUUGUGCAUCGUGUGAUUGACCAGAGAAAUGACACAGAUGUUGAUGAAACCGCAUUUAAGAGAUCCAGCUGUUUUAAAAUGUCUGUGGCAGAAUGACGUGUCCAGAGGCAGGACGUACACCAGGGGGAUGAAACCUAUUGCUCUGGCUUGCAACCUUGCUUGGAAAAGCUCAGACUCAAAUACUCAACUUUCAGGUUUUUCCAAACUUUUUUUACCCACGGUCUUUUGUCCAUGUGUGGUUUGCCAGUGUUUCAGUAUGUGUAAGAAUAACGCCCACGUGUCUCAGUUUUGAGCUGUUUGCUCUAUUUUUGCAAGACUUCAGAUGGAGCUUAACUCGCGGGGGGAGCACCCUGGAGAGCAGUGCUGAAAGACUCUGCUCACCACAGAGGACAAGAAUAGAGGAUUUCUGUGUCGCGAGCAGAACUCGCUCUCCGUGGUUUACAAAGGAAAACAACAAUCAUGGCAGAAUGGGGUAAACUUGGAAAAAUUCUCCCAUAUUUCUCCACCCACUCGGGCAAACAAUAUCUACGCUGUAAUUGUUGUACAAACCCGAACAGCAAAUAUUAACAAUGUUGGUGAUGUGUAUGAAUAUACAUGAUGUGUUCUUGUUCUUCUGCUCGGGGCAGUGUGUGGAAGCUUGGAAGAGAGAUAUCAGGCGUUGCAGUCAGUGCGGCAGCCUUGUGUUUUCCCCAUGUCGACAGCUCAGGAUCCAGCAAAGCAAACCCAAUGUUCACACCCAUGGCAGAGUCGUGCAGACUGCCAGCAUUUUAACAUGUAAAGGCUGCAGGUUACUGCUGCGAGGUUCUGCCCUGCUUUUACUGUCCAACACCGUCAUGUCUGGGCUGUCAGAAGAACCAAGCUGGAACCAAGUGGUAGAUAUGUUGCUGUAGAACCUUGUUCAUCUUUACUGAGAGGUGAAGAGUGUACUGUGUGUCUGUGUGUGUGUGAGAGAGAGAGAGAGAGAGAGAGAGAGAGAGAGAGAGAGAGAGAGAGAGAGAGAGAGAGAGAGAGAGAGAGAGAGAGAGAGCAGCGCUUUGGAAGAUUGUGUUCAUGAGCGAAAGGUCAUUUCACAACUUUCCACUUCUACUUGUUUCUUUUUCAUUUUUGAAACUGCAAAACAAAGAAAGACUUAAAGCUUCCUUGUCCUCUGUAGCGGCCUCGCAGUUCUCAGGUUAGAUUAUAAAACUUCUUUUCUAAAUAAAAUGUGGAAAAACAAAA
Messenger RNA from Lampris incognitus (smalleye Pacific opah), 3194 nucleotides. Its product is annotated as upstream stimulatory factor 2. The coding region runs from base 138 to 1052 and encodes 304 amino acids. Gene Ontology annotation, biological process: regulation of transcription by RNA polymerase II. The transcript has 10 exons. NCBI's taxonomy places the organism in Eukaryota, Metazoa, Chordata, Actinopteri, Lampriformes, Lampridae. Gene Ontology annotation, molecular function: protein dimerization activity; DNA-binding transcription factor activity, RNA polymerase II-specific; RNA polymerase II cis-regulatory region sequence-specific DNA binding. The record is from RefSeq and is a predicted model, not a curated record.